GUCCAGAAGAUGCCCGGGAAGUGUACCAAAUUAGGCGGACGUAUACCUGCCUGUCAAUCCCAAGAUUUCAUCACAAUUGACUACAACUCCUAUGUCGGCGGUAUUCUGGACGAGGUCGCUUUUUGUGGAAUCAUUGGAUUCACAGAAUUUACAAAUAAUAUCCUUUGGUUGAAGAAAAUACUCGAACACCAGAAC
Medioppia subpectinata is the source of this 195-nucleotide messenger RNA. NCBI's taxonomy places the organism in Eukaryota, Metazoa, Arthropoda, Arachnida, Sarcoptiformes, Oppiidae. The record is from the annotation of a GenBank genome assembly.